GGGUACACGUCACGGGGAGCUGGCGCGGGGCAGAAGUUUGACAGGAGCUCGAGCGGCGGCGGCGGCGGGGCGGUUGGUCGGUCGGACGGACGGACGAGCGGCGGAUCUCCCUCAGCACCCGCGGGUAAACCGGGCCCUUCUCUCGCCUUAAACCCGGGCCGUCCUCCACAGACGACACCCUGCCUGUUUUUCUGGGCGCUUUAUUUUGUUUCUGGUUGAAUUUUGUGUGAGGGGCUACGUUGCCAGGGGAAACUAUGUCUCGCAAGCCCGAGGAUAUCAACAGGCUCACGGAGAACACCUACAAGACUGUAUUGGAACAGUUUAAUCCAGGAUUACGGAAUCUCGUAAAUCUAGGCAAAAAUUAUGAAAAAGCUGUUAGUGCUAUGGUGGCUGCAAGCAAGACGUACUUUGAUGCCAUUUCAAAGUUAGGAGAGCUGAGUUCCCAAUCACCGGUCUCCAGAGAGUUGGGGCAAGUCCUAAUGGAGAUUUCAGAAGUUCACAAGAAACUCAACUUUGAAAUGGAAGAUAAUUUUAGGAAAUUUCACAAAGACAUAAUAAGUGAACUGGAAAAAAAAACGGAUCAAGAUGUGAAAUACAUGAAUGCAACUCUUAAGAAGUAUCAAACAGAACACAGAACUAAAUUAGAUUCCCUGGAAAAGUCUCAAGCAGAACUCAAAAAACUUCGAAGAAAAAGUCAAGGAACAAAAAAUGCAUACAAAUAUGAAAAUAAAGAAAUGGAGUUUCUAGCAACUAUCAGUACAAGAGAAAAUGACAUUCAGAGGUUCAUCACUGAUGGCUGCAAGGAGGCUUUACUUGAAGAAAAAAGACGGUUCUGCUUCCUGGCAGACAAGCACUGCAGUUUUUCCCAAGAUCUAAGCAAUUAUCAUGAAAAGGCUAAUGGGCUCCUUCGUGCCAAAAUAAUUAAUUGGCAGGACAAGUGCUUGGAAGCCACAAAGGUGCCGGACUUUUUGAAUGAAGAUGAUGGUGGCCUCCCAUCAUAUCUAUCCAAAACUCCUCAACCUUCUCCAAUGAUAGGAAGAUACUCUGUGCAUGAUGCUGGAUUACAGAAUAAUUUAAAAAUACCACCAGCUCCUCCUGGAAAAAUUCAGAAAAGUCCUUUGCCAGAUAUGUUCAACAACCCGAAUGCACAACGCAUGGCCCCUAUUGAGAGAAAUAUUGAUACUACAGAGGAUGUCAGUCUAUCAAGAUCCAUUUCUGUUGCAACUGGACUGAAUAUGGUUCAAAGGCCAAAGGUGAAAAGCAUUUUUCCACACACUGCAGGAAAUAACAAGAAUAUGUUGAGCUUUGCAGAAGGGGAUGUGCUAACACUUCUGAUACCAGAAGAAAAGGAUGGCUGGCUGUAUGGAGAACAUGACAUGACCAAAAUGAGAGGUUGGUUUCCAACUUCCUACACCAGGCCAAUAGAACAAGGUCCAGAUAUGUCGCCCGGACUCAGCACAGCUCCUGCACGGAGUAUGAGCAUCCUGAAUCUUGCAGAGAGGUCAAAUGUUGCCCUACCUCCUCCAGAUUACGAAUCAAUGCCAGUUAGACAUCACAAGGAAAUGACAUUCCACUCUUACAGCAGUGCCCCAAACAGAGGAAUUCUACCUCAACCAGACAAUACAAAUUCAAGUUCAGAGGUGAAUGGCACUAUGAAACCACCUUUCCUCAGCGGGGGAAAUCCUUUUGCUACAGUAAAACUCCGACCAACGGUCACAAAUGACAGAUCGGCACCCGUUAUUUAGUGUGCGGGUAACAAAUGUAGCUCCUGUACCAGAUGUGAAAUGGAAACCAACAGAUGCUAUUCUAAAUUGACAUUAUAUAUACAAUCAUGCCUUCCACACAAGCUGCUGUCUUUACAUUUAUCCUUGUAAUAUCAGUUAUUUAUGCUAUUAUUCAAAUUAAUUGUAAAAUCACUCCUAUUUUAUAUAGAUAAUGGAGGGACAGUUGCUAUUAGUUAUGAAAGAAUACAGCAUUUACAGUGGCUCUUGUUACUAAACAUUUACAUGGGGGGGGAGGGGGAAGAAGUUUUUUUGUUAGGAUUUAUUCACUGUUUGAAAAUGUUGUUGCCUUCCAAAAUCCCAAUGCAUCAGACAUUCUCAUGUACCAGCUUGUGUACUAUUUAAGCAGGAAUUUAUUACAUUUGAUGUUUAAUAUCUAGUGAAAAAUAUUGUUCAAAAAGUCUUGUAAAUGUAUUACUCAUUGUUUGUUGAGGAAUAAGGUUCUAAAGGCUGCGUGUGCCGGCUUUGAGUGCUCACGCAACAACCAGAUGCAGGCUCAUUGUUUAUGAAACUAGUGAUAGGCUAGAACAUAUUUUGUUUUGGCAUCAGUGAGGGAAGCCAUAGACAUGUUAACCAGCUGUAUCUAUUGAUUUUUUUUUUCUCUCAGGGAUGUAUGUUUUCUUUUAAUCUUUCUUUCCUAUUUUCUGUUCCAUUUAUGAACCUUUCUUUCCCAUCUCCCCCUUCUUCCCUGACCUUUUUAUAUUUAGACCUAAUUGGAGUCAGUUUGAAGGUGAUGGGUAUUAAUUGCCAUAUUUUGACAUAAAAGAGAGAAUCCAAAAGAUAUUCUCCCUCCUUUCCUCUUCUAUUUAAUUUUGCAUUUUAAUUUGUGUAUGUGUGAAACAUUUUACAGAUGAGCCUGACCGAGGAAAAGAUGGAUUAAUAUUUUGUAUAUCAUGGUAAUUUUGACUUGAACUUGACAUUUUGCACGUCAAACCCAGUCUAAAUUGAUGGUGACCCACGCCACAGCUAGAAUUUCAAACUGUCUUUUUCCAUUACGGAUACUGAUGGACUGCUGCACUUUUCCAACGUUUGCAUUUGAGUUGCACCUUUUUUCCAUCGCUGCUGUAAGUAAAUGCGCAGCCCUACAGUAGCCUGAUCAGCAUGCUUCCUGAAACCUAAAUGCUGCAGCAGAGCCACUUGAAAUGCAUUCUAAAUGUAUCAGCCAAAGAUUAAUUGAUUUAAAGAAAGCAUAUUUAGUAAGGUUAGUGCUGUCCAUUUGUUCUUUUGAGUUGUGCCAUAGAGAUGAUCCCCUUUUAAAAUGAUUUGUGUGUGCAGAAAUGCUUUGUGCUUUUACCUCUCGGUCUGAGGGCUUCACAGUUAUAGUCGAAUAGACUCUAGGUAGCAAACAGCAAAAUUCCAAUAAGCGAGUCUGAACACAGUGGCUUUUUUUUACCUCCUGCCUACACUUCAAUCCAUUGCAACAAUUCCUAUCAAUUCACAUCUUCAGGCAUAUUUUCUCUGAAUUUGUGGGGGUUUUCCCUUCUGCAUGGAGAAGUAUCAGGUCUGUUUUAUUUUAAUCACCCUCUGUGUCACCUCUUCAGGCAUUUGUCACUUUGACUUUGGGAGUAUUUUGCUUUAUGUAACCUACUGAGACUGGUGACAAUACUUUAGAAAUGAACAGUGAAUAUGGCAAAGAUCUGAAUACAGUUGUGUGUUAGGACCAAAAUGCAACUCCUAUGGCCAAUGGAGCAAUUAAAAUAGCAUGUCAUUUCUGUUGCAGGCAUUUUUCUGCAGGGCCUUUCUAAAGAUGGGGAAAUAUGAGACCCAUAUAUGUAAAUUCAAAAUCUUAACAUGUGGUAGUGCAUUUUUCAAGGUGUAUAAGAUUCAGAAGGCCAAUUCAAUUAAGAAAGAAAAUCUGCAUCCAUCCAACUCUUAAAGGGCUCUAAAAAGAGUUCCUAUCUAAAAAGCCUUUUCCAAAUGUGGCAACUCAAAUUUGACUUUGCCUUUCACCAUUUUGAACUUGAGACCUGUACAUUUUCGUAUAACCUUGCUGUGGAGUUUGGUAUUUAUUGGUUUAAUAAUUCCACCGUUCACUUUUCCACAAGGCUGACACUGCAUUAAGUUGUUGAAGACUUGUUCAUCCUGCUGAUGUUGGAAGUAAGAUUUAAGGCUGUUAUUGCCAUGUGAAGUUUAAUCAGCCUAUGAAUAUGUAAAUAAAAAGACUACAGAUGCUUGAAAUAUGAAAUAAAAACAAAAUUCUGGAAAGAGUCAGCAGGCCAGGUAGCAUUGGUGGAAAGAAACCGUUAAUGUUUCACAUCAAAGACCAGGUUGCAGGAUCUUUGACCUAAAAUAUUACAUCAGUUAUCCUUUCCACCAAUGCUACAUGCUCUGCUGAAAGCCCCCAACAUUUUCUGUUUUUAUUUCUACUGUACAUCUGCCUCUGACUUGCAUUCAAUUGACCUAAUCAGACUCGAUCAGUAUCUUUUUCUUCCUUUGGUUGCUCGACUGUAACCACACAUCAAGUGUAACUGCCCCCUCAGCUCCUAUUUCUACUUUAAGUAUUUAACCCAAAGAUUUGACUCAGAUGCAGGGAAGAGACCAGAAUCCAUUGCAAGUUUAAUAUUUGAAUGGUAGAUUAGUUGCUGCAUUUCAGUGAUUUUUUUUUAAACUGUUGUCACUUAGCAUUCCUUUUCUCCAGUUUCUGUCAGUAGUUUCCACAAUAAACCCAUGCAUUUAUUGAUGAUAUUUAGCAUAAACAUAGUUAAUGUCAUAUUCAUCUCUGAAUUAUUCUAUUAAGAGCAAUAUUAGAUUAAUUCUGUCUCAGGUCUCUGUCCUGCCUCGAAACUGCAAUUUGUAGAAUAAGUGGGAAAAAUAGCACUACACUCUGCAAAGUAGAAGAGAUGCAGAUGAAGAACCAAAGUAUUUGUUUAAUAUGUAAUGUGAUUAAAUUGAUGAGGUAAAGUUAAUUCUAAAUAUUUAGCAUUACAUUACUGAAGAAUCUGUAUUAGAAUUAAGCUUCCCACUGAAGGGAUAUAAUUUAUGUAGGAGAGUUUGUCCAUGACGAGAUUAGCAAUAAGAUUUCAAAUAUCUAUCUCUCUCCAGUGAAAAUGCAAUAAAAUGUGUAACAUACAUUGUCAAGAGACAACAUUUACUGUAUGAUGGUGUAUUUUAUAGGGAGGAUCUCAGUUAAGCAAUAUGAUUUAAUGUUGAACAACUAUGUGUGUGCUGCCUUUUAAUCUACUACCAACAACCUUAACAAGACCGAGUGAAUUACCUGACUGAAAAUACCCUCACUUGUAUAGUGUUUGGGGAGACCAGAUUUGUAAUUGUCCUCUGGGUAUUUCACAGUACAAGUAGGCACACAUGUCAAAAUUUUCAGCAUCUCGUUUUUCUGACAUUCCAGUGCCAGCACAGCAAUGUUUGUGAAGCAGCAUUAUAACUCUGGCAAUUAAUUGUUGGUAUUUAAUAAACCCAUUUAACUUGUUUGUACACUGGCUGGGCAGAGCUGAAGAAUACCCUGGCUGAUGAUCCCUCAGGGUUUUCUGCGAACCAAGCUUUGUAAAAUACAAAUAUUGUGAAUGCCACCAUGGAAGUCUAUGCAAUCAUUUACAACAACUGCAAUACAUGGCUGGUACAUAUUCCUAACUUUUUAUUUCAAAUUGCACUUGCCAAGACUCUGAAAUCUUUUUAGAGGUUGUGUUUAUCCAGGAGCUUUAAUAUUUCAAUGUUGCUUAGUGUGCAGAGCUAUAGUUAAUAAUACAUGACUCUUGAGUUCCUUUUGAAUAUCACUGGACCAUAGUUGAACAAAUGUCUGGGAUUUACAGGCACAGCUAAAUGGAAUAACUAAUCUUCUCAUCAUGUCUGUAGGACUGCUAUAUACAAAUUACUUGCAUAUUUGUCCAGAUAAUUGCAAUAAUCACUCUUCAAAAAAAAAACACUCGUCCAGUGAUGAAGUUGAUAAAUGAAUGUAUGUUCUCAUUUUUGUCAAUGAUAGUGUGGCUGAGAUACAGAGACCGGAUAGAUUGGGCUUCUUUUCCCUGGAGUGAAGGAGGCUGAGGGGUGACCUGUUAGAGGUGUAUAAAAUUAUGAGGCAUAGAUAGGUUAGAUAGAACCUGUUUCAGGGUAGGGGUAUCAAAAACAAGGGGGCAUGGUUUUAAGGAAAAAGUUUUAAAGGGAACUUAAGGGGGAAGUUUUUUUUUACAGAGGUUGCUAAAUGAAAUGCUGCCAGAGGAGGUGAUGGAAUGAGGUACAAUCAUUAUGUUAAAGAUGCACUUAGACAGACACUUAUUAGGCAAGGCCUAGUAGGAUACAGACCUAGUGCAGGCAAAUGGGAUUAGUGUAUACGUAAAAAGGUCAGCAUAGACGUGGUGGGCCAAAGGGCCUGUUUCUGUGCUGUACAACUCUGACAAUACAUACUUUCUCUUGACUAGUCACCAGGUAUGCAGGGAUCAGUGUAAAGUCUGCAAGUGAAAUAUAGCUUUAUCCCUACUGGGUGUUUGGGGCAGGAGACUGUUGGACAAGCUCUGUGUUUUUUUGAAUUGUGCUUAUUGAAGGCAGUUGAGGCCUGGGUUCAGAUUUUAGCCUUUUGUCUUGAUGUCCAAUUAAGACAAACCUGGUGUUGGAAGGUAAAGCUGUCUAACAUCUGCUAAGUCAGAUUUUUAUAUUGCAAACACUACCCUGACUUUGCUCUGGCUCCAAGUAGAGCUGAAAUAUCUGUCCAUUGAAAACUGGUUAUCCCAAUAACUACUGUUUAUGCACUAAGAUGGUGACAAACACCUGCCACCAGUACAAACCAGAUGUGGUAUCAGACUUGCAUUUCCAGAAAGCCUCCUUAAUACAGAACAGUUAAAGCUUAGAUAAAACUAAUUAUCAGACAAUCCUACAAGAAAAUAGGAGCGUGCCCCACCAUUCAAUAUGAUCAUGGCUGAUCUAUGCUGGCUUCAACUCCUCUUCCAGGCCAAUUCCCCACGACCUUCAAUUCCUCGAUCUUUUAAAUAUUUACCUAUCCCCACCUUAAAUAUAUCUAAUGAUGUGGCCCCCACCACCCACGGGCAGAGAAUUCCAGAAAUCCACUACCCUCGGAGAGAAGAAAUUUCUAUGCAUCUCGGUUUUAAAUGACUGGCCCCUUAACCUGCAGCUAUGUUCCCUUGUUUGUGACUCUCCCACUAAUGAAAACACCUCAACGUCUACCCGGUCAAGCCCCCUUAGGAUCUAUCUAUUUGAAUAAGGCCACCCCUCGUUCUAAACUCCAAGGAAUACACACCAAUGAGUUGAAACAUUUACACAAGAAAGCUGAAAGAGUUUAAAUUUUGAGUUUUGCAAGUUCAUAAAGGGGGAGCAGGGUAUGAGUAGGCUUUUUUAAGUUUUAGUUUUUAAGUUGGCAUGAAAGGAAAUCUGCUUUUAAAAAAUGAGAUUGCUUAUUUAAACAGAUUAUACAGGUCAAAGUGACAUCCAGGACACAAUGCUGAAUCAAACCUGCUUCCAUUUCCAAACUCAACUCUUCAUUUUCUACACUCUUAAGACUAACUGCUGCGUAAAUAAUGGUUAUAUAUUAAAAAUAUUCUUUCAAAAUAUUUCAUUUGAUUGCUGCACUAAUUAGUGAACAGAUGCUCCUUAACAUUUAAAAAAUGUUAUCACAACCACAUAACAUCUGUUUUAUGCACAUAUGAAUAUUUGUGUAUUUUUAGAUUGGUGUGUUCAUAAAUAUUAAAUCAGAUCUGAAUGUGCAUGCAGAUUUAAAUGUUUAAGGCUGGUGCAGUAUUAGCAUAGUUAUAAGCAGUAAUCUUAUGCAAAAUCACCGUCCAGACUGCUUGGAGGAAACUAGUGAAGUACUUAGUAGUUUCCUAACACUAUUAUUGCUGCCUCUAGGCACUGCGCCUUCUAAAGGUACAAUGGUCUAAUUAUCAGAAUUGACUGCUACCUUUGAAACAAUAUGGAUAAAAUAAAUUUUGACAUAAUUCUUUCGAGGGAGAUGCUACAGAAGGGGAAAAAUUAGAUUAGUGUCUCAGACAAUUACUUUAAGUUCUCUGCUAGAAGUUUCUAAAUUAAAACCCUGAAAUAGAAAUGAUGAGGUAGUUGCACUUUUAUUCACUGAGUGGAAACCCAAUGUCUUUGGGGUGUAAAACUGACCUUGUUGAAUUCUGCCAGUUUCACAACGUGUGGGUUAGGUUAAAAUUGAUCCAGUGCAUUUACAAGGAUGCCACUGUGGUCUAAAAGAAAAAGUGAAAGCUUUUAUUUUUUUAAAAAAAGUACUUUGAUGUUUCUAAGAGAGACUGACCUAAUUAAAAGUGUACAGUUCCUUUUACUAUGGUAUAUAAUUCCAUGACCAGCAUUGACGAUGCUCAAUGAUUAGCUGAUUGUUUUUAAAUGAACGAAGAUGAAGCAUUUGUUUUCUCCUCUCCCAUGAUGGCAUUUUCUAUUCCAUAUGACGAUCUAUUGACCACACUUCUUUGAGGAUGCAGAAAUGCCUGAAGACGAGUCCACCUGGCUAAAUUGACUUCUGUUAUGGUAGAAGAGAGAAAUUUGAAACACUAUGAUCUAACAUUUUAUAUUUUCUCAUUUGGGAAGCAUUCUGAUAAUAUUACAGGUUCUGAUACUACAAAGUUAUUGCCUAAUUGUAUAGAUUAAAAUGGCAUAAAGCUGAAGAAUGUAUUGUAAAUGUAGCCAUGGUCUUAAGUGCAAUAAUCUGUAUCAUUACAAACCAGUUUAUUUUGAAUAAAACUAUAAUUUUAAAUGUG
Pristis pectinata (smalltooth sawfish) is the source of this 8458-nucleotide messenger RNA. It is a transcript of the gene baiap2l1a, whose product is annotated as BAR/IMD domain containing adaptor protein 2 like 1a. The record is from RefSeq and is a predicted model, not a curated record. Gene Ontology annotation, biological process: actin crosslink formation; plasma membrane organization; actin filament bundle assembly. The transcript has 14 exons. Gene Ontology annotation, cellular component: cytosol; nucleoplasm. Gene Ontology annotation, molecular function: protein binding. Lineage: Eukaryota; Metazoa; Chordata; Chondrichthyes; Rhinopristiformes; Pristidae. Bases 255 to 1745 code for a protein of 496 amino acids.